GUGCUGUUCCAGCUUCUCCUCCAUUAACGAUUACCAAAGAAAGAAAGAGUGAGAUGGAGAAUAUAACAGCAAGUGAACUUGCUGGUUUUGGGGUCGCUGUCUUGCUGCUUGGUGCCACAAUCACUGCUCCUAAAGUUGAUGCUUUCAUCUCUGCUUCACAGAGGAGUGCACUUGGUAUGUGCAAGAGGUGUGGUGAUCUGAAGGUGACAGCCUGCCCAAAAUGUAAAGGGACUGGGUUAAUCAGAACACAGGAUCCAUUCAGUUUUAACCUUAUGGAGGACAUAAAUCAAUACUUUGGGAGUCCCCAGUCAAAGGCUAAUUCCACACCAUGUACAAAGUGUCAAGCUAGAGGUCACUUCUCCUGUCCUGAUUGCUCUAAAAUAUCCAAAGUUUGAUUCCCUAUGUGCGAUGUGAAAAUGUAUCUUCUCUUUUGCUUGGACUUCAUUAAUUAAAAAUUUUCUUCAUCAACUUGGUAUGUCAAAAACAGUUGUAUACAGACAUUUGUAAUGGCAGCUUGUACCCAAACCUUUUUCUUUUAUCUAUGGCAAUUAUUUAAUAUGUCCCAGCAAUUCUGGUUGUUUAAGGCUAAUGCCAAAAGCAGCCACCUUGUCAUGUGGCAUUUGGGUUCUGGGCCCUGUAAUUGUGCUUUUCU
This is a messenger RNA of Rubroshorea leprosula, 652 nucleotides long. Lineage: Eukaryota; Viridiplantae; Streptophyta; Magnoliopsida; Malvales; Dipterocarpaceae. The record is from the annotation of a GenBank genome assembly.